Molecule: messenger RNA, 4596 nt
Organism: Neospora caninum
Lineage: Eukaryota; Apicomplexa; Conoidasida; Eucoccidiorida; Sarcocystidae
Exons: 1
Coding region: 1-4596 (1531 amino acids)
Biological process (GO): DNA replication; DNA replication initiation
Cellular component (GO): nuclear origin of replication recognition complex; nucleus
Molecular function (GO): DNA replication origin binding
Source: RefSeq, a predicted model, not a curated record
AUGGAAGACCGAAGAGCCGCCUCUUCGCGGGACCGCCAGCAAGCUUGCGCCGCGCUGGAAUCGUCGUCUGCGCUGGGAAAUGGAAAGCCGGGCGUCGCCGACGGCCUCCGCGCUGCGGCUGCGCGCGCAGUGGCGGCCUCACGGCGCUCCAAGACAGGCCUGGUGGCUGCUGCCUCUCAUCUGUCCGCGAAUGCCGGGUCGGCCCUCUUGAAUCCUCUCAAGCGCCGGCGCGUCCGCGAGCAGGGCGGGGAGGAUGAUUUCUGGUCGCCUUCGCCCGACUUCCAGAGUCCCGUCACUGUGGAAGCGCACACUUCUGAGAUGGCCUUGCCGCGAAGGAAGGGCGAAACGGCCGAAUCCCGGCGACCCGCAUCGCGAGACAGUCGAGCGCCGGCUGUAUGUACAGCGGCUGUGGACGGCCGCUGUACAUACAGCCCAGCCGAGGCCAGCGCCCCGGAGAACGGAGGCGGCGAGAAGAAACGCAAGAAACGCCUGUCGGUCACGAUGCAUCCCGGGAGUCCAGAGCGCCUUUACUACGAAGCCUACGACGAGGGCGACAGAGAAGCGACAGAGGCACACUCGGGUACUGCGACUGCAAGGACCGGCACGCUUCUCGCAUCUGCGCCUGUUCCUGGGCGAGGAGCUGCGAAGGCCGCCGGCGCACUCUCAGAACGCUUGGAUCGCUAUCAACGGCCCUCGAGUCAAAAAGUGGAAAGUGGUGGCGAGCUGGAAGGUUUCUCUUCCGCGAAGGUGAAGAAGGCUUCCCGAGAAGCUACGCCAAGCCGAAGACGCACCACGAGCCGAGGACCUGGCGCAGAUCCCAACGAGAAGGAAAACAAGGCUCUUCAGGAGCGCAGUCCUCUCCCCUCCCUUAAGAAUCUGUAUGUGCAGUUGUCAGAUGAUGAAGAGUCCCCGGCAGCCGGCGGACGGACCCUCCACACCUUUCCUCUCUCUGGUCACCCCCCAGGAAAAACAGAGGAACGCGGAGACGGCUCCGAGGCACCGGGGAAAGCCAGUCAAGUUCCACCCUGCGCGUCUGCCCGAGGACAGGCGCCUGUCUUUCCUUCGCUCCUAACGCAUGCAGUGGCCGGCGGCUCUCGAGAAGACACCGUUAAGAAUGCAGAGAGGCCGCCCGCCAGCUCCGUCUCCUCUGCGCCUUCCUUCUCCGGAGAGGGACGGCCGCUCACCGCAGCAGAGGCGAGAGCAGGAGAGAGCGCUCAGAACACAGCCGACACACGCAGUCGGGAAAUCAACGCAGCUACAAAGCAGUCAGAACAGGGAGGUGCUGAUGAGCCGCCCGAGCCGCCGGCCGUGACACUGUCUGUGUCCUCGGGACUCCAGUGUGAGUUGACGCCGCCUGCGGGCGGGCAGUACGGCGCCUGCGGGGACCCAGCAGCCUUCGCGCCUUUCUCGGCCUCGAUGGCGCAAGAGCCCGCUUUCACGUCGCCUUCUCUGGCUUCUGCCUCUUCCUUCCAGUCAUCUUUCUCUCCGCAUGCACUUGGCGCCGACCAACUGUGCCCGUUCUCGCCCUCUGCUCCGUCUCCUCGGGCCGCGCCUCUGUCUACCCUCCCGCUGGACAGUCCGUGGCACGCCGUUCCGGCGCCGCUGCGCAAGGCCGUCGCAGAAUGCAUGCAAGCCUUUGGCCGCGAGCGCUCCAGGCAGCUCUCGCGUCUCGUCGCGCUCCUCGGCGACGUCGUCCACCCCGUCUCGCCCAUCGAAGUUGUUGGCCUCCCGGGGACGGGCAAGUCGCACCUUCUCCUGUCUCUCUUUGGCGCGUCGGGUCUCGCGUGGGGCUACGUGGACUGCGCGGCUGCAUGCGCGACUGCGGGCGCAGGUCGCCUGGCAGCUCGGCAAGCGAUUUGCGGGAAACUUCUUCUCCACCUCGCGCUGCAGCUGCGGCGCGAGCUCGGCGCCGCCCUGCACAGCGUGCACGCCCUGGGUGCCUGCGCGAGGCGGAGGCGUGAAUCGCCCCGCGCUUCAGAAGGCCCGCAGGAAGCGCAGGAGCGAUCGAGUGCGAGGCCGCAACGCACAAAGAGCGCGUCCCCAGCUGGCCCCACCGCCGACCUCGCCGCCCCGGUCGCGCCGUCCCCGGUGUCUCCGCGCCGGGAGCCUGCCUCAGCGUCGCCAUUCGCUUCCGCCGCAGCGCUCGAGCGCCUCGAGGCGGAGUUGCAAGAAAAGAAGAGUGCGCUGGACCGGCUGCUCCGGCAGAUGCAGAGCGGCGGCAAGCGCUCGGCCGACACUCUGGCGUUUUCUGGGACGCUCUUCUCUGCGGGGUUCUCUGCGAAUUCCGUUGAACAAUUCGUCUCGCUCCUCCGGCAACUCCUGCGCUGCUCCUCCCCCCUCGCCCGCCCCUUCAGUGUUCCACUCGUGAUCGACGAGGCCUUCUGCCUGGCCCAAAACAUGCCCGACCUUCUGCAUGCGCUGCUGCGUCUGCCCGAGCUCCUCGGCGGCGAGUCCAGUCUGGGAGGCGCACGCAGCGAGGGGUGGGGAGCGUCUCCAGAGAGCCCGCCCUGUGAGGCUGCGUCUCCAGAGAGCGAGACGGACCCGUUCGCUCCAGAGAAGACUCUGGAAGGCAAAGAGCUGGUGCUCCCCCCGCGAAAUGUGUGCGUGGUCUUGGUGGGGCGCUCGCCGCUGCGCCCGGAAAUCUUUGAGGGUUUGCCGCAGCCGCCGCGCGUGCAUUUCCGCGCGUAUGAAGCGAACGAGUCACGCGACAUCCUCGUGCGGAGCUUCCGCAGUCUGGGGCUGCCUGUUCUACGGCUCACAGCCACGCAGCAGGCGGCGCGCCGGCCAAAGACCGACUGCGAGACCCGACAGUGUACAGACACCGAGCUCAGCGCUCGAAAGAAGAUCGAACAGUGGGUGUACGGACUCCUGGAACCCGUGGAGCAGCGAACUGUCGUGGGCGUCGCGGGCAGGGAAGGCGAGGACGGUGAGACGAGCCGAGCGGCCGAGAGGGAUGCCGAAGCCCGCGAGCAGGCAAAAGAGGCUCGUGAGGGACUCCGCGAGGACGGCUACGCGUGGGAGAGCCGCCUGGUGCUGAGGAGAAUGCGGAGACGGCUUCGAGAUCCACACGCGCCCGAACAGCUGGACCCGUCCACGGCGAUUCACGCUGCGGAGACCGCAGGAGCGGGGAACGGAGGCGAGGCUCCGAAGGACCAAACAGAAAAGCUGCGUAGCGCCACGCCCAUGCGUAGGAGCUGUGUCGAGCCGUCUCCUGGGACCGAGCUGGAGGAGGGCUCUGGCGAAUACGAGAAAACGCCUUACGCGACUCGCGGGGGAAAGGACCACGCCAGGCUUUCUUCUCGAUCCGAAGCUGCUGUGGCGCAAACGUGCGAGGCGGCUGCAUGCGGCGUCACCGUCUCGAGCCCAGGCGAGAACGGCGAAGGGCGUGGAGCGGCGCGCGCCCCGGAAGAAGUCGAUCUCCUCCUCGACGUCGAAGUUCUCUGGUCCCACUUUGUCACGCUGUUCAUCCAGGCCUUCCACCAGUCUCUCAAGAGCGACUUCCACGAGCAACGCUUCCUCUGCCGCGAGUUCUGGGGCCAAGCGAUGAAUCUCCUCCUGCAAGACCCGAGCGAUGCAGGCAUCUCUGCUCUCGCUGCAGCCGCAACGCAAGCAGCCGCAACGCAAGCAGCCGCAACGGCCUCGUCGCCGUUUUCGUUCGCUUCUGUGAGGGCCGCGUCGGUGGCGGCGGCGUCCUUCUUGGCACGCUUGUUGCAUCCGCACUUCCGGGCGGCGUUGCGUCAUCCGUUUUCGCACUUUCUGCCGGAUCUUCAAAACCGCCAGAUUUUGGACGCAAAGAGGACGACGGUCUGGGGCGCGUCUGUGCAGGACCGACACACGGCUGCGCGGCGCCUCGAGCUUCCGCGCCUCGGGAAGGUUCUCCUGGUCGCCGCAGCUCUCGCAGCGUACACGCCGGCGAGCCGCGACAAGCGUCACUUCAACGACUGCUUCGGCAACGUCUUCCGCGUCGCGCGGCCCCGGCACGCGCCGCUGCUGCAGUCGCCCCUUCUGGCGACGGGGAGGACGGCCCGCGGGUCUCCCGCCGUGUCUUUGUCUCCCCGCAAGUCCGCCGGCAAGAGCGUCUCGGAGAAACUCGAGCAAGACUUCUUGCCGCGAGCUCUGCCGAAAACCUUCACGCUCCUCCGCUGGCUAGCUCUCGCCGAGUGUCUGGGCAGCGCGCCGGCCGCCAAGGGGCGCCAGGCGAGCAUCGGCAUGAUGGACGCAGGCACGUGCCAGCAGAUCGCGGCGUUGCUCCGCCUCGGCCUCGUGCGCAUUGCGACGGGAAGUGGAAACGACGCGCGGGGGAGCGGCGGGUACGGGGCUCUCGGCGUGCUGAAGACUGCCGCGCAAACUUGGGGCAGUGAGUGGACGCAGCCGCUGGGAUGGGUGCUCGGCCAGCAGCAGUUCCUCGCCGUGCAUGCGCGGGGCAAAUCCGACGUCUUCAUGCUCGGCGCGGGGACCAGCGGCGCCGCGGGGGGAGGGUACUUGCCGGAGCUCUUCAACUCGCACGCGCGUCUCGCUCUCCACGCUCCCCUCGGCGUCGUCAAGGAGUCCGCCGACUCACUCGGAAUCAACCUCGCAGAAGCGCUCGUCGGAUGA